CGAAUAGAAUUAAUUUCUUUUUAUUCGCAACGUUACUGUGAUAAAAGCAAUCUGAUUUCUUCCAAUGUUGUUUGCGCUUCAAUUGGCUCUACCUUUUCUUUGUACGACGGUUUGGCUUGCCCGUGAUACUUUAGCUGGUCUACCUCCACCACCGAAUUUCCCGUCUCACAUUCCGUUGCGAAACGGCGACUAUGAAAAUUGGUCGAAUGAAUUGUCCGUGCCAAAUCUAUGGUUCGCCACACCAUCGAAUGGGAAAGACGUGCAAUUACUAGCCAAUUGGGCAUUCUUGAACAACUACACAGUGCGAGCCAGUGGCCAGAUGCACAAUUGGCCUCCGAUGACUGUAACGGCAAUGAAUAAAGUCGCUAAAAAUGUCGUACUUGUCGAUACUACGAAAAAAUUGACCGCGAUGCAACUGACUCCGUCGCCGUAUCCAAACACUUCAGCCGUAAGAGUUGGCUGUGGAGUGACCAUACACAAUUUGUUAACCUUCUUAGAAGCCAAUGGGCUAGGAGUGGCUGCUUCACCAUCAAUAGGUGACAUUACCAUUGGUGGCGUCUUAGCCAUCGGUGGUCAUGGUACAUCGGUUUUAGCGGUCGGAGAAGAGGCGGUACCUGGAUUUUCUUACGGAUCAAUCUCGAAUCUGGUAAUUUCUCUAACGGCCGUUGUCUGGGAUGCAACGACAAAAUCAUAUGUUUUGAAGACGUUCAAACGAUCUGAAGCAGACACCAAAGCUUUCCUUGUCAACUUAGGCCGCACAAUUAUCACCGAAGUGGUUCUGAUAGUUGGACCCAAUUACAAUUUACGUUGUGAAAGUCGUGCCGAUAUUCUGAGUGACGAACUGUUCGCUGAUCCUGCAAAUGUUCACGCGAAUUCGAGAACAUUUUCGCGUUUCCUUGACGAAACGGGACGAAUCGAAACGAUUCAAUUUCCAUUCUCGAACACGCCAUGGCUGAAAAAGUGGAGUGUAUGCACGAAUAGACCAGCCAAUCUGUUAGCGAGGCGAGUUAGUAGUCCAUACAAUUACGUGUUGACGAAUAUUUUCCCUGAAUUUCUGUCGAUGGUCGUGGGUAAUGUAACGAAUGGACUGGGUUUGAUUAAUCCCAUUUUGGGACCGGCACAGAGUCUUGUGUCGACAGUGGGAAAUCUGGCAUUUUUGUCGUUUGAUAUUUGGGGACCGUCGAAGAAUCUGUUGUUGUACGUAAAAUCGUCGACACUUCGACAAACCGCAUCUGGUGUUGUCGUAAUCACGAAACAAGCAAAUGUUCAAAGUGUCGUGAGCCAGGCAACGGCAUUCUACAAGCAACUCCUACGUGAAUAUUCCGCACGGGGCGUUUACCCGAUAAAUGGAGUCAUCGAAAUUAGAGCGACGGCUCUCGAUCAUCACUACACAGUUGUACCAGAUGGUGAAGCGCCAUUAUUGUCUCCAGUUUUUCCAGUAAAAGAUCGACCGGAUUUGGAUACUGCACUCUGGAUCGCAGUUCUUUCAUUCGAUAAGGCACCUCAUCAGGCCGGAGCUUUUCAAAAAAUUGAACGAUUUUUCCAUGAUGUCGUCGAAGGUGACGAUGCGGUAGUCAGAGUUGAAUGGUCUAAAGGCUAUGGUUACUCGAAAAACGGACCGUGGACUGAUUCUGAAAUAGUCGGAGGUUUGGUACAGUCCAAAUUUGGCGUUGAUGAGUGGAAUUUGGCUGUGUCGACACUUGAUAGGUACGAUCCUCACCGCAUAUUCUCGAACGCCUAUUUAGAUAAGCUUGUUGUGAAGCGUUAAAAGUUUUAGAAUGAAAAUGUUAACAUGUUUCAGAUGGCAAGCAUAUGACCAGUAUUAUAAAUCGGGU
This is a messenger RNA of Bradysia coprophila, 1835 nucleotides long. RefSeq lists its product as uncharacterized. Lineage: Eukaryota; Metazoa; Arthropoda; Insecta; Diptera; Sciaridae. Gene Ontology annotation, molecular function: oxidoreductase activity, acting on the CH-OH group of donors, oxygen as acceptor; FAD binding. The record is from RefSeq and is a predicted model, not a curated record.